Molecule: messenger RNA, 1070 nt
Organism: Tarenaya hassleriana
Lineage: Eukaryota; Viridiplantae; Streptophyta; Magnoliopsida; Brassicales; Cleomaceae
Exons: 3
Coding region: 73-1011 (312 amino acids)
Source: RefSeq, a predicted model, not a curated record
ACCCCAAAACCUCCGGUCUAUCAUUGCACUCUCUUUCUCUCUCUGUAUUCAAGACAACGUACAGAGAAAAAAAUGGAUGCAAGAGAUGAACACUACCCAACAUACUACGUACAGAGCCCGUCAUCGUUAUUCCAAGACCCGGGAUCCGAAUUCCAGUCCCCGACCCGACCCGACACGACCCCGUUGGUCCUCGCUGCGGAGAAGACUGUCGUGGACGUGGACGACUUCCCUCGAUACUCCGUCCUCUCCAGGUACUCCGACAACAAUUCGUUCUGCGACGACAAGGCCGGCGGCAACAUGGUGGUGGUGAAGGGCCGUGUGGUGGUUGUUCACGGCGGAGAUUCCACGGCGGAUGAGUGGAGCUCCGGCGGCGGAGGACGACGGUGGUGGAGGUACUUGACGUUUAAGAGCUCGGAUUCUGGUUAUUGGAUAGCCAUGCAAAUGUGUUGGAGGUUUGUGUUUAGUUUGGGAGUGGCUUUGCUCGUCUUUUACAUCGCCACUCAACCUCCUCCUCCCUCCUUCUCCCUCGAGGUUGGAAGGGUGAGUGAGUUCAUACUGGGCGAAGGCGUAGAUUCACAUGGAGUUACAACCAAGAUUCUAAGUUGCAACUGUUCAAUCAAACUCAUUGUUGAAAACAAGUCUAAGGUCUUUGGCCUUCACAUCCAUCCUCCUUCCAUGGAGAUCUCCUUUGGCCACAUCGCCUUUGCAAAAUCUCGGGGACCUAAAUUAUACGCCGAGACUCGUGAUUCGACGAGUUUUCGUCUGAACGUUGGGACGAAGAAUAGGCCGAUGUAUGGAGCGGGGAGAGAGAUGGACGAAAUGCUGAAAUCGAGCCGGGGAUUGGCUCUAACCCUAAGGAUGGAUUUGGUUUCGGAUUUUCGAGUUGUUUGGAAGAUUAUAAACCCUAAUUUUCGCCAUCGAGCUGAGUGUUUGUUGCUUCUUGGUUACGAUGAGAGACACAAGCAAGGUUCGGUGAGAAGCAAGGUUUGUAGAUCGGUCUCUGUGUCAUAAAAUCUGUAAUCGUUUAUUUUUCCGAAUAUCGAAUAAAAUGGACAAGUGAAAGUCGUGAA